Molecule: messenger RNA, 2139 nt
Organism: Mesocestoides corti
Lineage: Eukaryota; Metazoa; Platyhelminthes; Cestoda; Cyclophyllidea; Mesocestoididae
Source: the annotation of a GenBank genome assembly
AUGCAGGACAUAAUGGAUACUGGAAUUACUCUUGUCGAAAAUAUAUCAAAGACACGAAAGGUUCUUCCUAUGGAGGCGAUCUAUAUUCUUCACCCAAAUAAGGAGUCUGUUAGCCGUCUUCUUAAAGACUUCACUAGUAAUCCGAAACAUUAUACAUCCGCUUACGUUUAUUUCACAGUCGCUUGUUCAGAUGAACUGCUGCGCCAGAUUUCUACCUCAGGAUGCCUCAAGUCUUUCAAAGCCCUGUCUGUCCUUAAUAUCGGUUUUCUGCCCGUCGAGUCCCAUAUAUUUUCAGUCAAUUGCCACGACACAGCUUGGCUCUACACAUGUCCUUUGGAUCGCGUGUCAAAUAUGAGCAUGCGGCUUGAGAGUCUUGCAGAACAAAUUGCCAGUGUUUGCGUUCUGCUAAACGAGUUCCCCAAAGUCCGUUAUAGAAAGCGAACCUGCAACCUGGAGCUGGCAAAAUUAAUUCAAAUGAAGCUGGCUAAGCACAAAGAAGACAGCCCUCAAUUUGGUCAGGGUACUCACAAGGAUCGGAGCAUCCUGCUGCUGCUAGACAGGGGCUUUGACCCCCUCACCCCACUACUUCAUGACCUCACCCUGCAACCUCUGGUUCGGGACUUGAAAGAGACCGAAGAUGACUACUACAGGUACGGAAACGAUCAGGAAUUUGAGCUUACAGACAAGGACAAGCUCUGGAAGGAGUUGCGAAACGAACAUAUCGCCGACGUAUCGAGAACGCUGCCCACUCGACUGCGAAUGUUUGCAGAGAGCAAGCAGCACUUUCUGGCGUCGAAGAAGAAGGCUGACGACAUCGCGAGAGCCACUGGCGGUGGCGUUAGCACCUGCGACGACUCCAGCGUCUGCAGCUCUCCGGGCUUCGUGAACUACGGCGCCGACGUGCCCAGCGGCAGCUCUAGCAUCUCCAGUGCCAGCGGGAACGCAAGCAGUCUUCGCGCGCUUCAGACCAUGGUGCGGGAAAUGCCCCAGUACCAGAAGGAGGCUGCCAGCUACAACGCGCUCGUGUCGAUGACUGACUUCUGUUUGUCUGCGUGUAGGGAGAAUGUCAAUGCCAUCUGCGCUAUCGAGCAAGACCUAUCCAUGGGUCAAACUGCGCAGGGGGACGUCCUGGCAAAUCCGAUGAUGUCAUUGGUUAAUAUUCUGAAGCCCGAUUCGAUGUCGGAGGUUGUCCGGUUUCGCUUGCUGCUGAUUUACAUCAUAUCACAAGGCGGCAUAUCGGAGACCAACUUGGAGAAACUGCUGGACUACGCGCGUCUCUCCCUAACCUACAAGACUCUGGUCGCGGCGAUGUCCUCAGUCAUUGGCGCACGACUCAUCAUCAGUGCUGGUGGCUCAUUCGACUCGCCGCUGUACAGGGGUCUGCCAGAUCUCGCCUCGGCGCCUCCCUUCAUUCAGCACUUCUUGCCGAUCAAAGGAAAACGCCUGAGAGACGUGGACGAGAACUCGUACGCCCUGUCGCGCUGGGUUCCUUACCUAGAUGACAUUCUUGAAAAGUGCAUCUCCGACACCCUUGACUCCCAGUGUUUCCCCUACCUGCUCAACUCCCACGCGUCCCGACCGCAGACAGGCGCCCUCCUUCAGAUCCCCGAUCAGUCGGCGUUCUCGGGGGCCGGCGACGUCCGGGGUCCUUCUGCCCGUUUCAGGGCCCACUCGCCGCAGCCGGGGUCAGUUGGAGGGCCUGGGGGCGCGUCCUCGCCUGCCGACGUCUCCAUCCAACAGCGUCCAGGCAGUGGCCGAAUCAGGACCGUCAAUGUCCCUGAAGACAUCUACGGCCGAUCACGCAUGAGUGAGCACUGCGGACCCCGGCUGAUUGUCUUCAUUGUGGGCGGAGCUACGUGGCCAGAGACACGCGUGUGCUACUCUGUCACGCAGAGGUGUGUUGAAACGCGAUUGGCCGCGAGUGACAAGUCGUCGUCGUCAAUAACCACCUCCAAAGGUCGCAGCAGCUUCGGGCGGCACUCGCGCAAGUCCGAUGCGCCCUCCCCGGCUCCAAACCUGCACCUCUUAAGGAAUGGUGGUGGAACAGGGUGGAACUGGGAGGUCAUCCUCGGUGGCACGGGUGUGAUCACACCGAAACAAUUUAUCUCCAACCUACAGAACCUCGCGGAAUACUGUUGA